AAACCAUGAAAUUCUUCAUCCUUACGGUUUUGGUGAUUACCUUAAUUGAUCAGAGCUUCGGAGGAAGAUGUUCUAACCCAAGAGCUUACAGCGGUAAAGUAGUAGCUGAUCCUUGGGGCACGUAUCGCGGUGAAUGCGUCUCUUUUUACAAGACAUGUUCUGGAGAUCAUCGUCCUACGACGCAAUGGAGGAGAGGAAUGCGGGUAAAAAAUGCUAAUAUACCCGUCGGCACAGGAAUUGCAUCUUUUACGAACGGAAAUCGUUACGUCGGCAGCAAUUGCAAUAGACCUAAUCCAUGUGGGCAUGUUGCAAUUUAUGUUGGCCAGAAUUCGCAAGGAAUUCAAGUUUGGGAUCAGUGGAGGGGUCAACCUGUUCACUAUCGUACACUUUACUUCGGUAGGGGCAGCAGCAGCAACAACGGUGAUCAUUUCUACGUCAUUAACUAAUUGAUUUAUCAGCAAAGGCUAGAUUUUCUUUUUUGGUAUACCAAGGGGAUUCAGACACCAUUUAUUUCCACUUCCUUUUUCCAUUGUGCUUAGGCUGCAUAUAACUUUUACCGACAUUAUAGACCUUGCUACUGGUAGGCCAGUAAUAAGCGUUUUCGUAGCACUACUAAUUGGCAAGGAAACACAUGAAUGUUUAAUUUUGUAGAAACUCUGUGGCAAAAAUGAGUU
Daphnia carinata is the source of this 674-nucleotide messenger RNA. RefSeq names its product domesticated amidase effector 2-like. The coding region runs from base 6 to 446 and encodes 146 amino acids. The transcript has 2 exons. The record is from RefSeq and is a predicted model, not a curated record. NCBI's taxonomy places the organism in Eukaryota, Metazoa, Arthropoda, Branchiopoda, Diplostraca, Daphniidae.